AUGGGACUCCUUCGAGCAAGCCGUGGACGAGCCUUUUAUGGGCAGUUUGGUGUUGUUGCAUCGAGGAUAACAAACUCUUUGUGGAAACGAAUGUCGGGACAAGAUAUAAAUUAUAUGCAUAAACAAAUUGGCACUCGCGUGGCACCCAGGGCCAUGAACCGGCUGAUGGCUAAUGCUGCGCCAGACAUCCUCUUUAGGGACGAAUCUGGCUUUCCUGAAGUACGGGAACGUAAACGGGAACGUAGACGGGAACGUAGACGGGAACGUAGACGGGAACGUAGACGGGAACGUAGACGGGAACGUGGAAGGGACCGAGAAUUCCUUAAUACAAAUCGCUGGAGGAUGCUAACUCUUGCACACUCUCAGGGAUACUUAUGGCCUAAUCUCUACCUCGAGAGACAGACAGACAGAGAGAGAGAGAGAGAGAGAGAGAGAGAGGAGAGAGAGAGAGAGAGGAGAGAGAGAGAGAGAGAGAGAGAGAGAGAGAGAGAGAGAGAGGAGAGAGAGAGAGAGAGAGAGAGAGAGAGAGAGAGAGAGAGAGAGAGAGAGAGAGAGAGAGAGAGAGAGAGAGAGAGAGAGAGAGAGAGAGAGAGAGAGGAGAGAGAGAGAGAGAGAGAGAGAGAGAGAGAGAGAGAGAGAGAGAGAGAGAGAAGAGAGAGAGAGAGAGAGAGAGAGAGAGAGAGAGAGAGAGAGAGAGAGAGAGAGAGAGAGAGAGGGGGGCAGGAAACCCUGAGUUAUCGCCAGACGCCUCAGUGGCUUUGCGAAGAAGUGCGGGCGGAGGAGGCCGUGGGUGGGCGUAUCUCGCCCUGGCGGCGGCGGAGCGGCAGCGGAGUGCACGGAGGCGAGUGGGCGCUCAUUUCGACGAGUGCCACGGCUUAA
Messenger RNA from Penaeus chinensis, 879 nucleotides. Its product is annotated as RNA-binding protein 25-like. The record is from RefSeq and is a predicted model, not a curated record. The coding region runs from base 1 to 879 and encodes 292 amino acids. NCBI's taxonomy places the organism in Eukaryota, Metazoa, Arthropoda, Malacostraca, Decapoda, Penaeidae. The transcript has 8 exons.